Gordionus sp. m RMFG-2023 is the source of this 606-nucleotide messenger RNA. Its product is annotated as large ribosomal subunit protein mL66-like. The transcript has 5 exons. Gene Ontology annotation, biological process: mitochondrial translation. Gene Ontology annotation, molecular function: structural constituent of ribosome; small ribosomal subunit rRNA binding. The coding region runs from base 18 to 515 and encodes 165 amino acids. Gene Ontology annotation, cellular component: mitochondrial small ribosomal subunit; ribosome. The record is from RefSeq and is a predicted model, not a curated record. NCBI's taxonomy places the organism in Eukaryota, Metazoa, Nematomorpha, Gordioida, Chordodea, Parachordodidae.
UUCAUAUUAUUUUUUAAAUGAAAAGUUUAUUUUUUCAAAAAUUUUGCAAUCCUAAACAUCGAAUUCAUACAUCUAUAAAUAACCAUUUGAAAAAAAUUAUAUAUAAUACAAAGGAAAAAUUAACCCAAGUUGAAGGGAUCAUUGAAAGCAAUGAUAAUACUUCAAAUUAUAAACCUUCUUUAUACCAACAUCUUAUUGACCAGAAUAAAAUUCCCAAAGGUUGUUGUCCCUUAUGUGCCCUUAAUAUUAAAUUGCAAUAUACAGAUAUUUUGAUAAUUAGCCAAUUUUUAGAUCAAAAGGGAAAUGUUUUAGAUAAAAAUAUUAGUGGGUUAUGUUACAAGCAACAUUCUCUAUUGAAAAGAUUAACAGAAUUUGCAUUUAAAGCAGGUUUAUUAAAGCCAUAUGAACAGAAAAACCCAAAAUUUCAAGGGCCCAAAAAACGCUGGGAACUUUACAAUCGAGUAUAUUUGGAUAGAACUUUGUGGCCAAGGCAAACUGUGAAAAAAAUUGUAUAAUAAUAUAAUUUUAAUACACAAAUCUGUCAAUUGUUAUUUUUAUAUUUUAAGUUUUAUAGCUAUAUUAACUCAAUAAACUUGGUUAUUUAUC